Molecule: messenger RNA, 7321 nt
Organism: Rhincodon typus (whale shark)
Lineage: Eukaryota; Metazoa; Chordata; Chondrichthyes; Orectolobiformes; Rhincodontidae
Product: meiosis regulator and mRNA stability factor 1
Exons: 26
Coding region: 69-5306 (1745 amino acids)
Biological process (GO): post-transcriptional gene silencing
Cellular component (GO): peroxisome; cytoplasm
Molecular function (GO): RNA nuclease activity; mRNA base-pairing post-transcriptional repressor activity; CCR4-NOT complex binding
Source: RefSeq, a predicted model, not a curated record
AGUGCAGGAAGGAAGCAUGAAAGGAAGGACGGAUGAGAGGAUGCCGAGGAAGUAUCUAAGAUUAUAUAAUGGAUGGAAACAGAAAGGAGAAUUCCUUCUGUGGUAAGCCUGUUGGAUGGCUGAAUCAAGCAGACAAUGAUGGCAGUGUUUCAAAACCUUGGCUCUGGAAAAUCUCCAAUUGCUUUUCAACAGUUGAACAGAUAUUACCGACCAGUAGCAAAACGAAAAAUUGCAUGGAGAACAACAAACCCAAGUUAGAGUUGAAGGACUUUCCACCUCCCUCCCAACAUGCUAUUCCUAGGUUCUUUGCAAGUGCUCCACCUUCUGACAUUCAGGCUUUUCAACAGCAGCAGUCAACCGGCACGAAAGUAAGCUGCUGUCCUCAUUGUGGCAAUGAGGCUUCUUGCUCCCCCCACACUCCCAAUGGUGGUGGUUGCAUUCACUCUGUAAAUGGUGGAGCUUUAGAACACACAAAUGCUGGAACAGUCACGUGUCAGAUAGGCUCGAGGCCUACUUUACAUUCAUCAAAAUCUUGUAAAGUGGCUGUAACUAAUGAUCAUUUAGCUGGCCCCUAUUCAGAGAAUGCUGUCUCUGGUUGUCAGCUUCAGCCAUCUCUUUCCCAGCACCUGUCUUGUUGUGGAAAUCUCUUCAAACAGCUGCAACCUUUCCACAGCAAUGUCCACAAGCAGCAUCAAACUCCUAUGCCACAAAACUACAAUGCAUCCAAUUGUUUUUCCUGCAUGGAGCUCUCAGGUGGGGUUAGUGGGCACUUGGAAGAUCGUAUGAGUCAAGCUGAGCUACCUACACGUGUUUGCACUAACUCUUUACAGUUUCACACGGCACCUAUGUUUCUGAAGGGUUCACAUUGUUGUGAUGAUUGUUUGAACAAGCCACCCAGACGUCCUGCUGUAGAUGUUAAAAAGAUUUGGCCAAAUAUUGCCCCUCCUGCUCAGUCUGUUCCAGUCCCCAUAUCAUUGUGCAAUGGUGUUCAAACCGAAGGUCAAACUGCAGAGGCACCAACGUUAACAGGAAACUUGGGUCUCCAGCCACCAAAGUUUGGAUCACCUGAUGUUGGUACAGUAGGACAGCAGGAGAAUCUACCUCCUAUUGGGGUAUUUUGGGAUAUCGAAAAUUGUUCUGUCCCCACAGGACGAUCAGCCAUGACAAUAGUACAGCGAAUCCGGCAGCAAUUUUUUCAAGGCCACAGAGAGGCAGAAUUCAUGUGUGUAUGCGAUAUUAGCAAAGAGAACAAGGAAGUUAUCCAGGAACUUAACAACUGCCAGGUGACAGUUGCACAUAUCAAUGCAACAGCAAAGAAUGCUGCAGAUGACAAACUUAGACAAAGUUUGAGACGAUUUGCUGACACUCACACAGCUCCGUCCACUGUUAUUUUGGUGUCCUCUGAUGUUAAUUUUGCCUUAGAACUGAGUGAUCUUCGACAUCGACAUGGUUUUCAGAUUAUUUUGGUGCAUAAGAAUCAAGUUUCAGAUACACUUUUACAGCAUGCACAUAAGCAUUUCAAAUUUGAGGAAUUUGUUUCUAACUUACCACCAAGAUUACCGGAAAAAACACCACAAUGUCAUACUCUUCUGUAUGCGUACAAUUUACCACUCAACAGAGACAGCAAACAAGUAAGCAACAGGCUGCGUCGUUUGUCUGACAAUUGUGGUGGAAAGGUUUUAAGUAUCACUGGCAGCAGUGCAAUCCUUCGUUUUACAAGCCAAGAAAGUGCUGAACGUGCACAGAAACGUAUGGAGAAUGAAGAUGUCUUUGGCAAUAAGAUCCUGGUAUCAUUUACCCCAAAAAAUAAAGAUCUUUGUGAGAGCAAAAAUAACUGCUUUACAGUUGAAAAAGCAAAAUCCCCUAAAAAGGCAAACAAGAUGACCAAACUUUCUCAGCGGAACAAAGGCCUUGAUGAUCAGUUACCGAACAGUAAAAAUUCUACAGUGAAGAAUUUGCCAACACCCCAAGGAUCAGCAAUUAAAGACAACAAUGUCAGAAGUUUACAGGAGCUCUGUGGUAUGGAGUCCAAAGCAAAGCAAAGUGUACGUACCCAGAAGAUCAAAAAGCAAGGAACUGAAUCUCCUCCAGUUGGCAACUGCACCUCCACUUAUUCCCCAGUCACUGCUAAAAAUGUAGGAAAUGGUGAUUCGUUCAGUGGGAACAUGAAGAGAGAAACUCCAUCUUCCAGAAGUUCCUUGGAAUCUCCCAUUGAUAAAAUUGAGAAGAAAGCUGAUUUCCAUGUCAGCUCUCCUUCUGCUUUUUCUAAGCUGUCAGUUUCAAGACAUAACACACCACCUAUUCCGGGUCACGGUACCUGGGCAACCAGGAGUCCAUCCCCAAGCCUUUCAAACAGGCUCUGUUCUGUUAGUGCAAAUCCAGCAAAUCAAACUCACUAUUCUGACCCUCACACUGGCCCAUUUGCAAAUGGUGCAGAUGUACAAGUCAGCAACUUGGAUUACAGAAUGUCCAGAAAGGAGCUACAACAAAUACUGCAUGAAAUUUUUUUAAGGCAUGGCAAGGUAAAGAAUGUUGAACUAAGCCCUCAUACUGAUUAUCAGCUUAAGGCAACAGUUCAGAUGGGAAGUCUCCAGGAAGCGAUCUUGGCUGUCAAUAACUUGCACAGAUAUAAAAUUGGAAGCAAAAGAAUCCAAGUUUCACUAGCUACUGGAAGUGCCAAUAAAUCUCUUGCAUUACUUGGCUCUGAAACCAUAUCCAUUCUGCAGGAUGCCCCUGCCUGUUGCUUGCCACUGUUCAAGUUCACAGAGAUUUAUGAAAAAAGAUUUGGACACAAAUUGUUUGUGUCGGAUUUAUACAAGUUAACAGACACAGUGGCUAUCCGUGACCAAGUGAAUGGAAGAAUGGUUUGUCUCCUGCCCAGCAGUCAGACUCGGCAGAGCCCAAUGGGCUCUGUAUUAUCAUAUGAUGGUUCAUCAUCCAACUGCAGCCCAGUUAUAUUUGAGGAACUGGAAUACCACGAGCCAAUCUGCAAACAGCACUGCUCCAAUAAUGUCUAUAAUGAAAAUGAAUUUGAUCCUGAUUCUUACAAAAUACCAUUUAUAAUAUUGUCCCUGAAAACAUUUGCGCCACAGGUACAUAGCCUGUUACAUACCCAUGAGGGUACUGUGCCCCUGCUUAGCUUUCUGGACUGUUAUGCUGCAGAAUUUACUGUAUUGAAGAUAGUGGAGGAGGGGCAAGGUGGUGUUCCUUUGGAGCACCUCAUAACCUGUGUCCCUGGUGUUAACAUUGUCACUGCACAGGAUGGCAUUAAAGUUGUGAAAUGGGUGCAGAACAAGCCUCCACCACCUAAUGUGGAUCCCUGGUUGCUACGAUGUAAAAGUCCUGUAGGAAAUCCUCAGCUUAUUCAGUUUAGUAGAGAAGUAAUCGAUCUCCUAAAGAGCCAGGCUCACUGUUUCAUAUGUCAAAAUAAGUUUAUACCAACCUACCAUCACCAUUUUGGGAAGCAAUGCAGAGUUUCAGACUAUGGCUUUUCCAAACUAGUGGAGUUGCUGGAAGCAGUGCCUCAUGUUCUGCAGAUCCUUGGCUUGGGCGCUAAACGCCUACUUACAUUAACGCAUCGAGCACAAGUAAAACGUUUUACCCAAGAUCUACUUAAACUUCUCAAAUCUCAAGCCAGUAAACAGGUUUUCAUAAGAGAAUUCGGACAAGCAUAUCAUUGGUGUUUUUCGAAGGACUGGAAUGUCACAGACUAUGGUGUAUGUGAACUGGCGGAUCUUCUUUCAGAAAUACCGGACACUACAAUUUGUGUUUCACAACAGGAUGAUGAUACUGUGAUUUCUAUUCCUAAGCGAGAACGCACUCCAGAAGAAAUAGAGAGGACAAAACAGUUUGCUAAAGAGGUUGUGGAUUUAUUGCGGCAUCAAUCUCAUUGCCGUAUGCCCUUCAAUAAAUUUAUACCUGCUUAUCACCAUCACUUUGGACGUCAAUGCAAGCUCACUUACUACGGAUUUAACAAACUCAUGGAACUGUUCGAAGCUAUACCUGAUGUGUUGCAGGUCCUGGAAUGUGGAGAGGAGAAAUUCCUUGUUUUAACUGAAAACGAGCAAAUUAAAGCACUGACAGCCCAGCUUGUUAAAUUGCUAAGAUCACAAAAGGACAAUUGUAUGACACUUUCUGAUUUCCUUCUGGAAUAUAACAAUACAUAUGGAUAUACUCUGCGCCUGCAAGAUUAUGAUGUCAAUACUGUUGCAGAGCUUAUGCAGAAACUCUGCCAUGUUGCAAAGAUUUGCAGCACACCAAAAGGUAAACAGCUCCAGUUGAUAAAUAGAAAGUCCCUUCGUACUGUAACUGCUCAACUUCUUGUGCUGCUGAUGUCUCUGGAUGAUGUCUCGUGCCUCACAGUUGAUGAUCUUAAAAAGCGUUUUGAUGCAACCUAUGGAAGUCCUCUUGUUCCCUCUGAAUAUGGUUUCAUGUCUUUAACAGAGUUGUUGAAGAGUUUGCCUUAUCUGGUUGAGGUAUUCACUGAUGACACUGGAGAAGAAUAUGUGAAACUGACAAAAGUGUACCAAUUUGCCAAGAAUGUCCGAGCCUUGCUACACACGUACCACUACCAGCAGAUUUUUCUGACUGAAUUUCCCUCCACUUAUCACAAGUACACAGGUGAAGUACUGCAGCCAAAAGUGUAUGGGUAUUCCAGUAUUGAGGAUCUUCUCAUUGCUAUACCACAGGUCAUCUGGAUAAAAGGACAUGGACACAAAAGAAUAGUCGUUCUAAAAAAUGAUAUGAAAGUUCGUAACAGUUCUGCAUGUUGUUCUCCUGCAUGCAUGGUUGAAGAAUGUGGACAGACGCAAGGAGACCUAAAACGACCAGUAACUUUGGCUGUACAGAACUCCAGCAGCAAUGAAACAAAGGAGUUAGAAACUGACAGCUCCUGUUCAAAUCAGACUGAACAAGAGCUUCUUUGUCUUGGUAACCAGUCGCCUGUUGACUUGCUGUGUGGACCUGUACCAUCAUGCUUGCCAUCCCCUCAGCUCAGACCAGACCCAGUCGUUCUUCAGAAUGCUGAUCUUAUCCGAUUUGAAGAACAAUCACCUAAUGUUGCAGAUAUGUUGAUCUUGACAGAGGAGGAGAAGACUGUCCUUCCCGCAGCUAUGACUGAAGAGGCUUUUACCAGUGGCAGUAUUACCAACCAGAUUAAAGACAAUCUUCCUACCACGUGUCAACCCGAGGAUGAACAAGAAAUCAAGUCACCACACCUGGAAGUUACUGCCAGCCCAGUCAGGAAGCCUAGAAGUAAAGUGAAGUUAGCAGCAAAUUUCUCACUGGUACCCCCCAUUAAUAUUUAAAAGAAUUUAAGAAUAAGCUUGUGUACUUCUGUAUUUUACUAUUUAAAGCACUAAAAUGGAUUCCAAAGUGCUAAAUCCAAAGAACUAAAUGCUUUUUUUUAUCUUGGCCGCCUUCUUUGCUCUAUUUAAAAUAUUUGAAAAAGCUACAAACAUACAGAAAGAAAAUUGGGUCUUUGUCUGGAGCUAAUUUGGUGUAGUCCAUGAACUUCCUUGGCUGUGAUUGAGAUUCCAAGGUUUGUGUAAGCUUGUUAUAAUUUCGAAGUCUGUUGUGUUUGACCAAGGUUUUUGUUUUUAAGAAAGUCAAAGAAAGCAGUGUUUUCUUGCACUAAAAGCCUGUUCAUAUUAUCUCUCCAAUUUAAGGUUUCUCAGUAAAAUGCAUGAUAUCUCAGAAUCUGAGUUGAGGUUUUGUUGACCCAAUACCUACAGAACAGCAGUAAGUUUUGUAUAAUCUAACUGUACAAGUGUACUUGAAAUGUUCAGCAUGUCACUUGAAUGGCUUGUAAUUAUAAUCUGCCUUUCAGUUCUGGUUAGCUGUCUGUAGAAAGAACAGAUUGCAUUCAGUGGCUGUGUUGUUUAUAAAUGUCCUGUAGUUGAAGAAUAGAACUAAGAGCCUCCUGAUAAUGCAAAUUCUAUUGGGGUUGUGUUAGCUUCCUAUAAGGUUCAGGUUAUGUUUUUACUGCUAAGUUGGUCUGAUCAGUUAUCUGCAAUCUUGACUUCAUGAGUUAUAUCAGUAAAUUGAAUUCACCAUUGGCUUUAGCAAUCUGCUACACUUGGUGUGUCUCCAAGCUAAAGUGAGUAGCCCCAGCGCAGAAAUGGGAGUUCAUUGUGAAAUAUGCAUGUAUUGCAUAGAUCAUAGAUCAUGGGUCAGAUAAGGAAAACUAUUUAAAAGCUAUCAUUUCCACUUGACAGUUAAUGGAGCGGAUUUUCCCUGUGGAAGUGUGGAAACCUCAAGGUUUUGUUAUUAAACCUUGCCCUUUUAUAAACCAUAUUUCAUUGGGGAACAGUGUACAUAAACUAACAGUCGCAGAAGGUUGUCUUUUUAAUACAGACUGCUUCUUAUUCCAUUGUAUGUUGAGUGGUUGCACUUGGGAAGUUUUAGGUAUCAGUUGGUGACUGGUGCCAGUGCGAUGACCUUCGAUAAGGUUGAUUUAAAAUGUGUGGCAGUCAGCCCAUUAGGGCUUUCUGGACAGGACCUGGCUUUUACAAUGGAUUGUAUUUGUCAGGGCACACACUUUCUAGAUUACAAUAACCUAUUUUUUUUGAAAAAUAAGUUCUCCACUGGUGCCAGAGGUUUGAGUUUUAGUCAUAAAAGGUGUAAUUGCUGAAAUUUUCUUUCUCUACAGAGCACCUGUGACUGUGCAGGUUUAUAAUGUGAAUAAACAUUGAAAUAUUAGCUUUGGAAAUGCUGGAAAGUAGCAAAGCUGGGAAAAAUUGAACAAUUAUAUAAAGAUCUGUUCCAUGCUAAAACUGGAACUUGUGCUGAAGAUUUAGACAGGGUGUUUAAGAUUUGUACAUUAGUACAUGUGUAGAUUUUUAAAAAUCUUUACUAAAUGGCAGCAAUUUAGAUGCUAAGCUAAUGUGCAGUAACUAUUGCCAGAUACCUUUUUUUACAUGCUUGAAACAUCAGCAAAGAGGAACAAAAGUAUUCUGAUUUAUUACAAGCCACUCAAGUUACAGUAGGUUUCUGGUUUUAUGUUUAAAACCCACAGUAUGUUAGUGAUUGGUCUGAAAUGGCAGUUUAUAUAUGCAGAUCUGCAUAAAUUUGUGUUGGUAAUCUCUAGGCUGACUUGAAUAACAGAGUUUGUACAACCGAUGUAAACUGGUAGAGAUGCAUUUCUUUGAGGUCUUUGAACAUUAUUAUGUUGACCCAAAUAUUGGAUAUAUCUGAAAAUAUGACAAGGGCUCUUAUUCUGUUUCCUCUCUGAAUUUUCAACAAAAAAGCUUAUCAAAUGCUGGCUGCUUUUGUUUGGGACCAAAAUUUAUUUUGCUAUGAAUAAAAUUUUACAGCAAGCAUA